This is a messenger RNA of Amoebophrya sp. A25, 1373 nucleotides long. NCBI's taxonomy places the organism in Eukaryota, Dinophyceae, Syndiniales, Amoebophryaceae. The record is from the annotation of a GenBank genome assembly.
CUAGGAGAACGUUGACGAACGAAGCUCCUUCUGUAGUGACGGAAGCCACGAAAAGCUUUCUGAAGCAGCAUGUUACCACGACAGGUGCUGGAAAGAACAUCAAGGAGAAGGACAACAAGCCUGAAGAACUACAACUGCAAGAGGUAGGAGAAGAUCCAGAAGAUCAUCAGUCUAUGGGGGAUGAUGUAGACUCGAAGCCGGAUGAGGAGAUGCAAAUCGAUCAGUCUCAACAACAUUAAGGCUUUCCCUACUUCAAAUCUGAAGAAGCUAAAAAAAACCCUAGGCUGACGAAGCUUAGAUAGAGGGACCGGACUUCUAGGCGUGCUGUUUCAUUUUCUAGCAGAUUUGAACCAUAUUUUAGAAGGCUCUUUGUUUCUCCGACCGUUGGUUUGUCUCUAGAUCUCGAAAAAGAAAACACGCAAACGCGAAUCCUCUAAAAUUUGAAUUUAGGCAACCAAUUUUUUGAGUUCUAACAACAGCAACCAAUGAUAGACGAGCAGUGGUGGCUUGGUGGAUGGAAUCAAUAUGGAGGUAUGAUGCCGCCAAAGCCAAUGAUGCCCUAUUUGGAUGAGAAUACGAACAUGUGGAUGAUGUCUCCGUACCAAGGAGAGCAGGGAGGUUUUUUUAACCAGGCUGCAGAAGGAAGAGGUACUAUGGUGACUAUGGAAAAAUAACACAGAUCAUUCUUAAAGUUCUUGUAGCUCCUGGCGUACAAUUAAGUGUACUAUGAUGGUCAUAGUUUGACUUAGAGUUACUAGUAGUACAAAUAAAACUCCUUAGAAAUUUUAGGACUACGACAUGUUUUUACACAUUGAAUGUAAGUAGAUGGAGAUGAGAGCGCUAACCCAGCGACAUCCUCGUGGACCAGGCAUUUGCAGCAGGCAGCAGAAGGUGGUGAAGGCGCCAAGGAAUCAGCGCUACCAGUACCAGGCGAGGAUAUUUCAUCAACCAAAAUGCGUGUCGACGCACCCGAAUUCAUACCCACUGGUAGUACUACAGAAGCUUUAUUUUUAAGGGUAGGCUAAACCUAAAGGUGCUUUUCUUACCGCUUUUUAUGCCUCUCUCCCUUAGGAUGAGAAAGGCAUAAAAAGCGGGGGAACCCGCGAGCACCAAAAACCUACCUCUAAUAUUUCUUCCUCAAACAAGCGUGGAACAAGGAGCAGCUCCGGGUCGUGGAGCAAGUGCGGAUGUUGUUGAUGAAGGCAUCAAGAUGAGCAAGAUGAACGCCGAUGCAACACCAUUUGACAUUGGUGAACAUCAAGGGACCGUCGAUGCUGUGGGACCUACUGGAGCGACUCCCAAAGCACUGACAAUGAAGGAUCAAGUACAAGAUUCUUGCAAGCGCCUUCCUCAUCUACGUAAGUCAUCCAAAG